Messenger RNA from Caenorhabditis auriculariae, 12172 nucleotides. The record is from the annotation of a GenBank genome assembly. Lineage: Eukaryota; Metazoa; Nematoda; Chromadorea; Rhabditida; Rhabditidae.
AUGGCUGAAGCCCGCAGUGCUGCUGCCCUUUCAUUUGCCGGUGAGUUUUCAGAUUUUCAGGUAUUUUGAAGGUAAUUUGGUUGGAUAAUAUCAAAAUAGGUAAUUUAAUUCAUCAAAAAUUAUUUUUAGAACAGUUUUUGAGUGUAUUACGUUGGUUAAAAAUGCGGUAAUUUGAAUGAAAAUUGCAUCAAAAAUAUUUUUUUCUAAAGGAAAAUGCGUUUUUUUACAUCAAGUUUUUAGAUUAUUUUACUCUUACAAAGGCUAAAAAAACUCAAGAUUUCAAUAGAAAUAUGGAUUUUUUUAAAAAAAUUUAUCUGGUGAUUUAAGUUACAGAAAAACAUUAAAAUGUAUAUUUUUCAAUUAAAUAUUUAGUUUGAGAAACAAUUUCAAGUAGCCAGACAGUAAAUUUGUUGAUAGAAAACUGUCUUUUUUUCGAUUUUUUUGAACGUUGAAAAAACUUGUUUGACGGUUUUUUGAGAGCGGAGAACAGUUUUUAGGAGAAGAAAGUUAAGAAAAUGAAAAAUUUCAUAUUUUUUUAAAUUUUUCAACGGAACGUAAAAAGUUUGAAAAUUGUUGGUCCCCAAAAUUUUUUUCAAUAGUUUUUUUGAACAAUUUUCUCAUUUUUUUCACAAUUUUUUUCUAACCGAAAAUUGCUUUUUAGAAAUUCGCUUUUGUGUUAAUUUGAAUAAAAUGUUCAAAAAUGGUUAUGAAAUUUUUUUCCUUUCCUGUAGAUUUGAGAAAUUAAACGAUUUAUUUUUCCAAAAGUUAUUAGUAAAAAUAAUCUGAGAUACGACUUUACGGUUUCAAAGGACUGCUUUCAGGUUUGAUAAUUUUUUUUGUCAAUCUCACUAUGAUGUUGACAAAAAUGCUUUUUCUUAGUCGGGUUCAAAAAACUCAUUUCAAGCUUCAUUGAUUUCGAUCUUCCAUUGGAAGCUGUUAUUCUCAAAUUUCGAUCCUUUCGAAACCAUAUAAUCUCAUUUUUCCCGGUCAAAUGUUUAAAAAUGGCGAUUUUCUGGCCUUUCUAGCGAAAAUUUCUGGAUUUUUUUGACUUAUGAGCAAAUUUUUACCCUAUUUUUGACAAUAUUUUCAAAAUUUUCGUUUUAGUAAUGCUCGAUUUCGCUUCAUUUUUUUGAGCCAUAAAUUUUUGAAAUCACUCAAUUUUUGUGCUAUAAUUCUUUACUUUCUUUUUGAUUUUUAAGGUGAAAAAAAGCUCAAUUUUAAUUUAUUCUGAGCUAUAGAACUCGAAUUUUCAAUGAUUUCAAGCCAAAAAUUUUUUUGAUUUGAUUGAAUUUUUAAGCUGUAGUAUUUAUUAUUUCUUCAUUUUUUUCAGCCAUAAUUUUUCGAAUUUCAGUCGAUUUUUGAGCGAAAAAAAUCUCAGUUUUUUUAAUGGGUUUUUAAGCUUUUAAUCUCAUUAUAAACUGGUUUGAAGCGAUGAAAUUUAAAUGUUCCUUGUUUCAAAACCUGAAUUUUUUUGACUUAUUUUUGAAUUUUUAAGCUGGAGUUUAACUAAUUUUUUUGGCGGAAAACCCCAAUUUUAUAACGAUUUUCAAGCUUUUCUUCGUAAUCUUCUUCGAAAAACAUAAUCUUAAUUUUAACCGGUUUUUAGUCGCAAAAAUGAAAUUCUCUUCAAUUUCAAGUCGCAAUUUUUGAUUCCUAAGCUGAAAUUUGCUCGAUUUUUGGCCAAAAAUUCAAUUUUAUAACGAUUUCAAAGCUUUACCAAGAGAAUCCCAAUGCAUUUUCAGUAACCCACGACGGCGUCUCGGUCAGUUAUGACCAGGAACUCCUCCGGGACAUUUGGCACGCCUUCCAGCGCGGCUACAAGCGCCGGAUUGGCCGUUUCAAGGUCCUUUUCCACAAAAAAAGAAAGUCGAAACAAUGAUUUUUCAGAAUGAUUUCAUGGCUGGAAUGUUCCCGGCCAACUCCCUGACGUUCAGUUUGGUCGUCUCGGCGAUCGCCAUUUUUUCCGUCCUGAAACGGGAUUUGUCCUUCGGAAUCGUCCCGUUCCUACAGCACUAUAUCCUUCAUUACAUUUUUGGGUCGGUUUUGGGAAAUUGAGUCUUUUUUAUUGAGAAAGAUUGAAGUUGGCUGAGAAAAUUAUAGGAUUUUCCAGGAAAAAUCGGAUUUUUUUUUUCAGAAAUCGUGUGAAAAAUCGAAGAAAUAACAUUUGCAAUGGCUUCAAAAUAAGUGAUUUUAUAGAAAUUAAUUUUUCAUUAAACCAGAAAUUUUUUUGGAGAGUCAGAACUUUCUUUUUGGAUCAUAGGAGUUGAUCUGAAAAAAAAUCACUAAUUUUUUUCCUUGUGAAAUUUUACUUGUUCUGAUUUUUUUGCUGUUUCAAAGCUCAUCAUGAAUCUUCAAAAAAACAAUAAAAAGGUUGAAAAAAACGGCUCUUCGCCUUGAGACCUUUUUAGAAUGAGGCCAUGCUCCUUUAAGAAUCGCAGUACGGAUUUUUUUAAAUUGUAUUGCCCUAAAUAUUAGUUUUUUUCUCCUGCUCAGAAGGAAACUAAAUUUUUCUAAUUUUGGUUGAAUUUUUUUAUAAUUUGCGAUAAAAAAAGUUUUCUUGGAUUUUUUUCGUGUUCCAAAAUUUCUUUACUAUGUUUCAAAGCUCAUCAGAAGUCUUCGAAAAGCAAGAAAAAAAGGUUGAAAAAAACGGGCUCUUCGCCUUGAGACCUUUUUAGAAUGAGGGUAUGCUCCUUUAAAAAUCGCAGUAAGGAUUUUUGAAUUUUAUCACCCUAAAUAUUAGUUUUUCUCCUCAAGAUGAAGCUAGGACUUCUGAAUUUGUUGAAAUAUGCUUUCUAGGGGUUCAAUUUAAUCCAAGGGGCCUGUAAAUCUCCCUGAAAAAGUUUGAAAAAAAUUUAAAUUUUUCAACAAUUAAAAAAAGGUUUCUUGUAAAUCUUUGUUUUUUUGAAGUUUUUUUCUUGUUCCAAAAAAAUUUCUAUGCAGUUCAAGAACUCUUUUGAAAAAAACUGUAAUAAAAUAGAAAAAAAGGCUCUUCGCCUCGAGACCUUUCAAGUUUAGGCCAUGCUCCUUUAAUAACCUCAGUCAAGGUUUUUCAAAACUAUAUCCCUUGAAAGAUUAAUUUUUUUGCUCUUAAUAGGAGCAGCAUGCUCGAAAUUAGGUGAUUUUGUUAAAAUUCACUUCAAGGAGCUUAAAAUCAUUCCUGGAGAAAUUAAUUUUUUUUUUCAGUGACGGCCUAGUUGGCUUGGGCUUGUCGUGUCUCGUGGCCGGAGCUCUCGUUUGGUUCCUCCUUGUCCAACUCCUCCGACUGUCCAUCAAGUUGUUGCUGACCUACAAGGGCUGGAUGUACGAGUCGCCUGGAAAGCCUGUCUCCACGUCGACCAAAAUUUGGCUUGUUAGUACUUUCUCAGCUCGUGGAAUUAUUGAUUUUUAGAAGAAAAAUUUCAUUUAUUUAUUUAUUUAAUUCAAAAAAAAAUAUUCAUUUUCCUUGUCAUAUUCCCAUCAAAAGGCCCCUUCCUUUUUUGGGCUUUCCCUUUUUUGGUGAACAAGAAUCUUUUCUGGAGGAUUUUGUGACCAUUUUUUUUCGAAAGCUGCUUUUUUGUAAAGUUUUAGAAGUUCAUAGGGAAAAUGAAGGUGAAGCUUUCUUUUUUAGAACAUUUUUUCGAUUUUCAGGGAAUCCUGCACUUUAUCUCCCGCGCCCAGCCGAUGCUCCACUCCUUCCAGGGAGCUCUGCCCCAUUUGCCACUUCCCAAGUUGGAUGAUACCGUUAGAAAGGUGCUGAAAUGUCUAGGAAUGAUAAAUUGUACCCAAGGAACCAUGAAUCAUCUUGAAAUCACAGUCACAAAGCGUUGAAAUAACUUAAAAUCGCAAUUUUGGACCCCAAAAGAUCUCAAAAAAUCAAUUAGCUUGAAAAAAAAAUUCUAAAUUACCUUAACAGUGUUAAGAAGCUUGGAAAUAUCUCAAAAUAACAUUUAUGAAGGCUUAAAAUUUCUCGAAAUAACAGCUACAGAGCCUCAAAAUAUCUUAAAAUAACAAUUACGAAGCUAAAAAUGUAUUGAAGGAACAAUCACGGAGCCUCAAACUUUCUGAAAAUAACAGUUAUAAGCCCAAGAUGCCAUCGAAUAACACUUAGGGAACUCAACAACAUCUAAAAAACGGUCAGGAAAACUUAAGAAUGUCUCGAAAUCAAAAAAAGAGCAAAAAAAAUUCUAAUCAAAAUUCGUAGAAAUAUCAUAAAUCACAAUCACAAAGCGGUGAAAUAUCUUAAAUCGCAAUUUUGGACCCCAAAAGAUCAAUUAGCGACCUCCUUCUGUCAACUAGGAGCUUAGUUAGAGGGGAUUGAACUUAGAAACCGAAAAUGAUGGUACGACAAAAUCUCAAGUCCGCAAAUCUCGAGGACCGUAAUCUUGUGUACGCAGAUCUAAAGUCCCAUAAUCUUGGAAACCAAAAUCUUGGAGACCAAAAUCUUGGAAAGCAAAAAUCUUCCCUUUUAGUCUUCUUUAUUGCACUUUCUCUACUUAUACUCUCUUGUUUGGAUCACCGAAUACAAUUUCUGAUGAAAUCUUUUCGCAAAAGCGUUGAUUUUUGCUUUCCAAGAUUGUGGUUUCCAAGAUUUCGGUCUCCAAGAUUAUGGGACUUUAGAUCUGCGUACACAAGAUUACGGUCCUCGAGAUUUGCGGACUUAAGAUUUUGUCGUACCAUCCCAAAAAUUUGAAAAUAUAUAAAAUUGGUCACGAGAGGAUAGAUCGAGAAAAACUUCAAAAAUAUCUUGAAGUAGCAAUUACGAAACCUUGAAGUGUCUUAGAGUCACAGCCCAAAAUUAUCUUAAAUUUUCAUUGUUGCUGUUAAAAGUUUUAAGAAUCGAGAAAAAUCCAUAGUAUUGUAUGUUAAGUAAUAAGCGGUCGCAUUUUUUGAAUCAAAGACUAGAAAAAUAAGCUCCUUUUCCCUCGAAAAGCUCCAGAAAAAUGCGAAAUUUGCACAUGAAACGUGAAAGAAUGACGUAAAUUCCGUGUAUUUUUAAUUACUUUAAUGCAAGUUUUUGAAAAAAAAAAUAAACUUGGAAGCUAAAAAAGGCUGAAAAAACGCAUUUUCGAGCUUCUUUGCUGUAGGAAACUUUUUAGAAAGAAAAUCUGGAAUUUUUUUAUUUUGACCAUGGAUGAUUAGACUAUAUUUAGGGUCUUUUUUUCGUUAAUUUUUAUCAAUCUGAGGUCGGAAAAACACAUUUUUCAUCUAUUGUCUAUCAAUAAAUAUCCCUAUUUUUCCCCUUUUCCAGCACCUUCUAUCCAUGCGACCCAUUCUAAACGACGAGGAAUACGCCGAGCUGGAAUUCCUCAGUGAAAGAUUCCGAAAAGGCGUCGGCCGUCGCCUCCAGCGCUACCUGGUGCUCAAGUCCUACCUGAGCACGAACUACGUCACCGACUGGUGGGAGGAGUUUGUCUACAUGCGACAGAGGAGCCCCAUCAUGAUCAACAGCAAUUAUUAUGGAUUUGUGAGAUUUUUUUGUCUCUCUUAUAGCUUGAGAGCUUGAAAAAAAGACCGUUUUUUUAGGUUUUUUUGUCUAUUUUAUCGUUUUAAAUUUGAAAAAAAGACUAAUUUUUUUAAGGUUUUUCUUGAGCCUUAUUUGUUUUUUUCUUCUUGCUUAAAGUUCAAAAAAAUUACUAAAUUUAUUUUUGUGAACUUUUUGGUUCUCUUCAAGCUUGAAAUUCGAAAAAAAUGUAGUUUAAAAACAUUUUUUUGUUCUUUUUAAGGACACCCUCAACGAGCAUCCAACCGAAAAUCAGGCUUCUCGGGCGGCCAAUAUCACUUACAAUGCCCUUCAGUUCCGCAGGAUGGUCGAUCGACAGGAAGUCUCGCCGGUUCGUUUGAAGAAAAUGAAUAAAAACCGGAAAAUUAUUGUGGAAAUGAUAGAAAAUGAAUAGUUUGGAACAGAUAGAAGAUGGUUUUCAUUCAAAAUAGACCGUGUAAAAAAUUCCAGAACAUGUUUUGAAGCAACAAUUUGGAAAAAUUACCCUUUUUUCAGGCUUUCAAUCAUGAGAAUUUUUCGAAAACAUUCAAAAAGUAUUUUUAUCAAGAAAAUAUGAUCAGGAAAGGCAGAAAAAUAGAAGUUAUAGUGGAAAAUUUUAAAAGAAUCUGUUUUUGAGGCGUUUUUUGUAUCAAGACCUCUAUAGGAGCCCUUUUCUGUUCACGAUACAGGCUGUUCGCUCCCCUCACCCCUCAAGGGACCACUCUGUCGUUCCUAAGGAGUGAAUGCCCCAUGGAGUCAUACCCAAAAACCCCUAAAUAGAUCAUCUCAAUUUCGCCCCUAUAGGGAACACUUUUUGUCCAUUAUAUGGCUUUUUUUUUCUUUAACCCUUUAACCCUAUAGGGACCACUCUGUCAUUACUGAGAAGCAAAGAGCUCAUAAGUCAUAACCUAAACCCCUAAAGAGACCACCUCAACUUUACCCCUAUAGGGAGCACUUUUCGUCUGUCAUAGGAACUGUUUUUCUCUUAACCCCUAUAGGGACCACUCUAUCGUUCCCAAAAAUUGUAACUAUUUUUCAAAAUUAAAGUGUAUCUUUCAUACUUUAAACCUCUAUAGAGAUCACCCCUAUAGGGAGCACUUUUUUGUCCCCUACAGGGCCUGUUUUUACUUAAACCCUAUAGGGACCACUCUGUCGUUCCUAAUAAGUAAAGGGCUCAUGAAUCAUACUAAGACCCUCUAAAGGGAUCACCUCAAUUUUGCCCCUAUAGAGGACACUUUUCGUCUGUCAAAGGAGCUGUUUUUCUCUUAACCCCUAUAGGGACCACUCUGUCAUUACUGAGAAGCGAAGGGCUCAUGAGUCAUACCGUAAACCCCUAAAGGGACCACCUCAACUUUACCCCUAUAAUGAUCACGUUUUUCUUCCCUAUACGGGCUGUUCGCUCCCCUAAUCCCUAUAGGGACCACUCUGUCGUUCUUAAGAAGAUAUUUUCCAUCUUCAAAAUGACUUUUUCUCUCAAAAAUGGCCUUUGCAGUUCUCCAUCUCGCCAAGAACGAAAGUCCCCUUCUGCACCAUGCAGUAUGAACGAUUGUUCAACACCUGCCGAGUUCCUGGAGAAGAGGUUUUUUUCCAGAAACGAAGAUAUAGAUUGAAAUAUUCGAUUAAAGGUCGACCGACUUUUGCACUGGGAUGACGCCAAGCACGUGGCGGUUUAUUGCCGUGGCGUUUGGUUCAAAGUGAUCGUUCAUAAUGGGAAAAGGUAAGAAAUCAUCGAAAAUGGUUCUGACAGCACGGUAGUAGCUAAAAAGUGUACCAAAAGCUUGAACAGUUCCAGAAAAUGAAUAAAAAUAACCCUGAUUUGCAUUAAAGUAGUUUAAAAAGCCACUAGAAAAGAUUCUUAAUAUUUUUGAAUAUAGAAUUUUUCAAUCAAAUCAACCGAAAAUCGUCAAAGAAGCUUCAGAAAAAAAGCCUUAGGAGCUCUAAAAUCGUUCUGUUAAGUUUGAAAUGCCUCUAGAUCUUUGAAAUUUUAAUAUUUAAUUUGUGAGGAUGUUCAAGAAGUUGUUGAAAAGACCAAAGAAUUCUUUUUUUUUCUCGAAAAGUUAUGUCUAUUUUUAAAAAUCUUGUUGCAAGCGCGAAAGAGGCUUACAGAGAGUGGAAAAUAUCAUGGAAUUUCGAAAAUCAGUUCAGGAGAAGCUUCAAAAAAGUUUUCUAGAACUUUGAGAUAUAUUACAAGCCUUGUUGGAGUGCUAGAAGCUCGAAAAAGACCCUCAACAACAAAAAAAAAUUCGAAGUUCGUCCUAGAAGCACAAAAAGUUGAGAACUUGUGAAAAAUUAGUUUGAGCUUUGACAAGAAAAAAAGGUAUUCUAGUAAGUUUCCAAAAAUGAGCGUUUUCCUCUCCUUUUUCCAAUAUCAAAAACCCCAUGUUUUAAUUUUCCAGACUCCUGGACGCCGUCGAGCUGCAGGACCAGUACGACGAGAUCGUGGCUCACACUUUCGAGCCCUCGGAAGGCGAGAAGAACCUGGCGGCUCUGACGGCCGGCGAAAGAGCUCCUUGGGCCAAAACCCGCCGGGCCUAUUUCCGGGCUGGAGUCAAUAAAACCAGCCUCAACGACAUUGAGAGAGCCGCCUUCGUCGUAAUUCUCGAUGACGAUGAAGUCAACUAUGAUCCGGUUCGUAGGGAGGGAUUUAUAGGGGAUUUUUAUAUAGGAAAAGUCGCAAAAAAGAGUUGCUCUAGAGCCAUGGAUUGACAAGAAAUUGCUCCCAAAUAAAAAAAAGACCUUCCUUUUUCAAAAAGCUUACUGAAAACGAAGAAGUUUUGAAGUUUUUAAGGUCAGAAGGCCGAAAAAUUCGUGUUAUUCGAAAGAAAUCGUGAUGGAGUCAUUGAAAAAGGAUGAAAAUUGACUAAAAAAAGUAAAUGUGUAACGAAGAGUGAGUGUUUAAUAUAUUGUCUUAGAGCGCACUUUCUCUUAUCCGUAGAGCACACUUUCUACUUUAUCAGUAGAGCGCACUUUCUCUUUUAUUUAGACGAUUUUUUUUGGCUCAAAAAAUUAAUUUCAAAAUGAAGCUGAUCAUCUUUUGAGGUAGAAUUUACUUUAGGCUCCUUUUUUUAAGAAUAAAGUUGACAUUUUGGAACCCCAUUUUUUCAGGAAGAUCCGUCAAAACUGGAUCGCUGGGCUCACAACCUGCUCCACGGAAAGGCCCGCGACCGUUGGUUCGACAAGUCGUUCAACUGGAUCAUCUCCAAAAAUGGCCACGUCGGAAUCAACACGGAGCAUUCCUGGGGCGACGCCGCCGUCAUGGCUCACUUCACGGAAUGGGUCCUCCUCCAGGACGUCGUCUAUUCCGGCUAUGAUGAGAACGGACGCUGCAAGGGAGACUCCAAGGUCAAGAUCUCGCCCGAACGACUCAAGUGGGAGAUCCCCGAGCCCGCGCUGGUUGGUUUUAGAUCGAAGUUUAGGGCGUUUUGAGAGGGGGUCGAUCAAUGAGAUUGAAAAACAGUUAUGAGGCUCCUAAACAGCUUCAUUUGACCCCAAUUCCAGGAGCAAAUCAACAAAUCCCUGACCGUGGCCAAGGAACUGAUCGACGACGUCGAAAUGGCCCUCCUCGUCUGGACCGACUACGGAAAGGGCUUCAUGAAGAAGCUGAGAGUCUCCCCGGACGCCUUCCUUCAGAUGACCCUCCAGUACACCUACUUCAAGGUCUUGUCCACCCCCUCUUCUACCUGAACAACGACGGUUUCAGAACCAGCAAAAGUUCUCCCUGACCUACGAGGCGUCGAUGACCAGGCUGUUCCGAGAGGGCAGAACUGAAACCGUCAGAAGUUGCACCACCAAGUCCAGCGAGUUCGUCUUGGCUAUGUGCGAUCCCAAGAAGACGGUGAAUAUUUGAAGUUCUGGAAGCAAUAUGAUCAUCGGUUUGUAAAAUAGGUCAAAAAAAGUGAGGGAAAUGGCUUGGAAGAAUAAUUUUCAGGAAAGUAAAUCAAUGAUAUACUCGGGAAUGUUAGAGUGAUCCCUGUAGGGGCGACCUUACUUAAGAAUUCCAGAGUGGUCCCUAUAAGGGUUAGGGCAGAAGAGGCCCCUAUAGCGGACGAGAAGGUGGUUCCUACAGGGGUAAAAUUUAGGCGGUUUCUAUCGAGGAUUAGGGUCUCACCCUUAGCCCCUGAAGCUCAAGUGGUCCCUAUAAGGGUAGGAGAACAAAAAAGCCUCUAAAGAGGACAAAAUUGGUCUUUCCGACCUCCGAAACCCUUGAAGGUUCACCUCUAGGGACAGCUUUAACUUCCCCUAUAAGGGCCACUGAAACUUGCAAAAGUGACCCUUAAAGGGACCUGCUAGUGGAUUAUUGUUAACCCAUGCGAAAAUUUCAAUAAAUGGGCCUUUUUUGGGUAAAAACAUCGCUCAAGUUUUGUUAGAUACGUCUUUUCAAUGUUCAAGUCAUAUCUUAAAUUUUAAAACCCCUAUAGGAACCACUCAAACUUUAGGAUCUUAGGGGUCAGAUCCUAAACCCCUAUAGGGACCAUCUUAAUUUUACCCCUAUAGGAAGCACUUUCGGUCCUCUACAGAGGUUUUCUCUGCCUAAUCACUAGAGGGACCACUCUGACGCUCUUGAGGAGGUAAAAGCCAGAAGCCUCUCUUAUAACGAAGCGAAAAUUGAAAAAAAUUGAAAGAAAAACGUGGAAUUUACCCAUUUCCAGGCCUCUGAACGAGUUUUGCUGCUCCGCGCGGCCUGCGAAAAGCACCAGGAACUCUACCGCGACGCCAUGUGCGGCCAGGGUGUCGAUCGUCAUCUCUUCGCUUUGUAAUAAUCAAAAAAAGAAGAAAAAACUAACUCAAUCGCUCAGGUAUGUGAUCAAGCGGUACUUGGAGGAGGAGUCGCCGUUCUUCGACAAAAUCUUCCCGCCGACCUACCUGCUUUCCACGAGUCAGACUCCCAUGAACCAAUGCGAAGCCGACAUGAAGGGCCUCAGCACUGAGGCCAGACUCAGAUUGAUCACUGCUGGAGGUAUAGGAUUGAUAAAGGAUGAUAAGGAAGAGCAGAAUAGACUAGGGAAUCAGAAAAAUGACUUUAAUGAGUAAAGUUGGUCAGAUUGGAGUUUAGUUUGAUGGGACUGAUAAGGAAGGUAAUCAUGAACUUUGAACUUUGAGCUAGAAAAGUAGUUUUUUAUUUUUUGAGGCCUUUUAAAGAUUAUAGAUGGGCUAUAAGUUGAAAAAAAUAGCCAUUCCAAAUGCGGCCAUGCAGAUGAGUUCCCAUAGGAAAAACGUAUGAUUUGAACUUUUAAGAUUAAAAAAAUACUCUUUCAAAUUGAUCUGGAAGACUUUUUGAGGUCCUCAGGAGAAUUUCGAUAGCUAGGAAUUGAAAAAGCCAUUCCAAAUGCGGCCAUACAGAUGAAUUCUCAUAGGAAAAACGUAUACUUUGAACUUUUAAUAUUAGAAAAAUACUCUUUAAAAUUGAUCUGGAAGACUUUUUUUGAGGUCCUCAGGAGAAUUUCGAUAGCUAGGAAUUGAAAAAAAGCCAUUCCAAAUGCGGCCAUACAGAUGAAUUCUCAUAGGAAAAAAAACGUAUACUUUGAACUUUUUAAGAUCAGAAAAAAAUUUUUCAAAUAGAUCUAGAAGACUUUUUUUAAGGUCCCCAGGAGAAUUUAGAUGGCUAGGAUUUGGGAAAAAGCCAUUCCAAAUGCGACCACAAGAUUUUUUUCUACCAUUUUUUUAGGGAAAAUUAUUGAAUUUUUAUUGGGAAAUAAUCAUACAUUUUUUUAGCUUUUUACUUAAUAAAGAAAGAAUAAUUUUUAAUUAUCCAGAUAAUUUAUUGGGACCUGUAGAUGGUUAGGAAUUGAAAAAAAGCCAUUCCAAAUGCGACCACAAGACUUUUUCUGUCUUUAAUGGAGAAAAAAAGUAAAAAAAUUUUACUGAAAAAAAUCUUUUUUUCGAAUUUGAAAACUCAUUUUUUUAGUCAUCAAGAACUAUUUUUUUCCUCCAAGGAACCAUUUUUUUAAUUUCAAAGAAUAUUUAAAAAGGUAAUAAAAUUUCUUGAAGGAUAUUUUUGGAAGUCUACUGGUUCUUCCUGUGGAUUUGAGCCUCAUUUUUUUGGAUAAGUACAGUUUUUUUCCAGGGCUUAGAAAAUGAUGAGAAUGAAGAUUUUACCUUAGAAGGAAGGUCAUUUACUUUUUAGCUGGGAAUUUUCUGAAAAUUGGCUAGAAUAUUCCUUGAUGUACCAGAUGAACAUCCUGAAAGUCUCAACCUGCAGAUUUCUAGUUUUUGAGAAAGGACACCCUAAAGUCGAAGAAAAACCUUGAAAUCUUAGAAAAUAAUCCAUUUUUGGGCUUUGUCCCUGCAGAAAUCAGAAGUUGAGGGUUUUGAAAUCAUUUUUGGUACAUCGAGGAGUAACUUGGCCCAUUUUUCGGUAUCCCCUAACCACUAACCAUUUUCGGUAUCCCCUACCGCCCCUGUUAGAAAUAUUCAAUCCCGGAAAUUUUCAGGCGGUUUCGGACCCGUCGCCGACCGCGGCUACGGCGUCUCCUACAUUGUCGCCGGAGAAGACACGAUUUCCUUCCAUAUUUCCAGCAAACGGUCCGCCGACAACACGGUAACGGAUACCGUAACCCCAGAGAUCUUACUGUAUCUUUUCAGAGCUCACGCGAAUUCCGCGAAGAACUCAAGAGAUCUCUGAUCGACAUGAAAAAACUGGCCGAAGGCGUGGCCAACGAGAAGAAAGUCGACGUCAACGUCGUCGCCAACGGAAACGGAAAAGCCGCACAAUAA